AGUCGGAGAUUGGUGCAUGUGACUUUGCUAGGCAGACAUUUUAACGAUUUUGAAAAUAUAUAAAAUGUACUGGGAAUUGGAUAAUAUCACAAUAUAAUAUUUAGUUUAGAAGUUGCCUUCCUUGAGUUCCAUCCAGCCUGGUUUAGUACUUAGGGAUGAUAAAAAUUGUAACUUAAACUACAAAAGCUGAAACUGGUUUCUCACCACCCACAAACUGAAAUUUUCAGUAUGAGAAAAAGGUGUGUAUUGAACUUAAAUGCAUGUGGGGACUAACCCUACCACCAAGGCAACGACAACAAUGGCGGCAAAGGUAACCGAAACAUGGCUGUGGGGUCACACCCAACUCAAAGUAUACCCAGAUAGUGAAAGCUUACACUGCACAAUCUCCCUUUUCAUUUCAUUCCUUUUUUUUUUCCUAUAUCUCAUCACUUUCACUGUCAAAACCUCUUUGCUUGGGGAUUCUCAAGUAUGGGGAAUAAAUAAAGCCUCUUCACUCUUCACUCUUCAUCUAUCUUCUACACCAAUUCUUCUUUUCUUUUCUUUUUGCUUUUGCUUUUUUUCUUUUUGUACUUUUUUCAAAUCUAGCUUCUCUUUAAGACCCUUUUUAAGGAAAUAAAUAAAUGAAACAACAGUGACAAAGCAAUAGGACGAGAAAGAAACUUGUUACUGGGCUAAAAUGUCGGUUUGUGGGGAUUAACAGGUCAGCUUUCUUGUGCUACAUAUGGCAUUUUACUAGUUUCUUUUUUGAACCCGUGUCACUUGCUUGUCUUGGCUUGCAUCAUCAACCCAAAAACUAGCACAGAGGUUCCUUAAUCUGAUCUUAUUAAUGUGAGCUUUAGUUAUUCAGAGUGCCAAACUGCAACACCCUUCUCUGGUGUUUCUGCAUAAUUUGGACAAGAUUGCUACUUAUUUUGAGUUUGAUGGUAUCUCUGCAACUCAUGCUCAGUUUCUAGUCCUUCAAAAGCUGCUUGGUUCAGUUCCGGGUUUCACCUAAUGCUGCUGCUGUAUAUGCUUCCAAUGGCUGAAGGAUUCAAGCAUCAGGCAUUUCUAGUUCUUGCUAUAAUUUUACUUUUAAUCAAUCAGUCAGAGCAGCUAGAAUCAUCCCAGACUCGAACUCUUUUACGAGUUCGAUCGCUUCUGAAUUAUCCUGAUAUCUUGAGUGGCUGGAAUAGCACAAUCGACUUCUGCAAUACCGAACCAACAUCCCAAGUAACCGUGGUGUGCUAUGAAGGAAGCAUAACUCAGCUGCAUAUAAUUGGUAGUAAAGGAACUCCAUUGCUACCUAAAAACUUUUCCAUGGAUUCGUUUGUAAAAGCACUUGUUAAGCUACCAGAACUGAAAGUUCUUACAUUAGUUUCUCUUGGUUUAUGGGGACCAUUGCCUGGUAAAAUUUUGCAUUUAUCCUCAUUGGAAAUACUUAACAUGACUUCAAAUUCGCUAUAUGGAACCAUCCCUGAUGAGCUUUCAUCUAUCACUAGCCUUCAAACUCUCAUACUUGAUGAUAACAUGUUCUCCGGUCGGUUACCUGAGUGGCUCGGUUUGUUACCGGUUUUGACAGUUCUUAGUUUGAGAAAGAAUUUGUUCAAUGGCUCUUUGCCAGAAUCAUUCACCAGUUUGGAGAAUCUUCGAGUUCUUGCACUUUCACAUAACCACUUCUAUGGGGAAGUCCCUGAUCUUAUCAGGUUGACAAAUCUUCAAGAGCUUGAUCUAGAAGAUAAUGCUUUUGGACCUCGGUUUCCUCAACUUGGCAACAAGUUGGUUCGCCUUGUAUUGGGAAAGAACAGGUUUCGAUCUGGCAUUCCUUCUGAAUUGAGUUCAUAUUACCAACUUGAAUGGCUGGACUUGUCAUUCAAUAGAUUUGUUGGGCCAUUUCCUCCAUCAUUGUUAUCCCUACCUUCCAUUACUUACUUGAAUAUUGCAGACAACAAGCUCACUGGCAUGCUAUUUGAAAAGACUUCUUGCAAUGUGGAGCUGGAAUUUGCAGAUUUAUCCUCAAAUCUAUUGACUGGACACUUGCCUACCUGUCUCUUGGAUUCUAAAGACCGAGUUUCCCUGUAUGCCCGAAAUUGCCUGGCAACUGAAAACGAAAACCAACAUCCAUUUUCCUUCUGUCACAAUGAAGCUUUAGCUGUGGGAAUCUUACCUCACCAUAAGAAGUCCAAAACUUCUAAAGUGGCUCUUGCCAUGGCCAUAAGUGGAGGAAUUGUUGGUGGAAUGGUACUUCUUGGUCUCAUUUUCAUGUUUGUUAGGAGGUCAAAUGCGGAUAAGACAAUCAAUAAACCUACUACGAGAGUGAUUGCAGAGAAAGCAACUACUGUGUAUUCAUCAAAGUUUCUAUCUGAUGCCAGGUAUAUAUCGCAAACAACGAAGCUGGGAGCACUUGGACUUCCAGCUUAUAGAACAUUUUCACUAGAAGAACUUGAGGUUGCUACAAACAACUUCCACACAACUGCUUUCAUGGGUGAAGGUUCUCUAGGGCAGAUGUAUAGAGGUAGGCUGAGAGAUGGCUCCUUUGUGGCCAUUAGAUGCCUGAAAAUGAAGAAAAGCCGUAGCACUCAAAGCUUUAUGCACCAUGUAGAGCUCAUUUCCAAAUUGAGACAUCGCCAUUUAGUCAGUGCUCUUGGCCAUUGCUUUGAAUGCUACUUGGAUGAUUCAAGUGUCAGCAGAAUUUUUUUGAUCUUUGAAUAUGUACCAAAUGGCACUCUCAGGAGCUGGAUAUCUGGACGUGACAGAUGCUCACUUACAUGGGCGCAGCGCAUAUCAUCGGCGAUUGGGAUAGCAAAGGGCAUCCAAUUUUUGCACACAGGGAUUGUACCUGGUGUGUACUCAAAUCAUCUGAAAAUAACUGAUAUUCUGAUGGACCAGAACCUUGUUGCAAAGAUUAGCAGUUACAACCUGCCCCUAUUAGCCGAAAUUGCAGGAAAGGUAGGCCAUGGAACUUCUGCUCCACCCAAGGAUCCAAGUACUAGUGCAAGGGUAACGUAUGAUGAUAAGGUCGAUGUUUAUGAUUUUGGAGUGAUUUUACUCGAAAUGAUUCUUGGGAGGCCAUCAAAAUCCAGGAAUCAAGUUCAAGUUCUUAAAAACCAGCUAGAAGCAAUCAUGGCAACGGAUGAUGCAACGAGAAGACGUGUAGCAGAUCCCACAGUUCGGACAUCUUGUUCGGAUCAGUCAUUGAAAACAAUGAUGGAAAUUUGUGUGAGAUGCCUGGUGAAGGACCCUGCAGAGAGACCUUCUAUUGAGGAUGUGCUGUGGAACUUGCAAUUUGCUGCUCAAGUUCAAGAUGCAUGGCGAGUAGAUUCCCAUAGCAGUGAAGGAUCUCCGAUCUCUCCUUGUGAACCCCAACACCUUCGUGUUGCCUUCCGCUAAUAACAACAUUCAGUAUAUGGCAAUGACAAGAGAAGGAAGGACAGUAGGGGCUGGUAACCCUUUGUUUGUUUGGCACUAAAGAUGGAAAAGUGGAACAUCGGAAAAGAUCUUUCAAUCCAACGGUUAACCGUUGGACUAAAAGUAAUUUCUGUCAUGUUCCUUCUCUACCUUCCCUACCAAACAAGGCCUCAGCAAAUUUUAUUUUAUACUGCAACUGCUACAUUCUUCAGGCCAUCUAAAGACUCGUUUAGUUAAUUAGUUGACAAAGUUUCAGAACCAAAUGCACUUGUUUAUACUAGUUUUCUGAGAAAUACAGAAACCUGUGUUUACAACAGAAAUCCGGAACUUAGUUCAUGCUACCACCCUCUGCAAAUAUGGGAUUCGAAUUUUGGCAUCUGUAAUAUUUUCUGUUAUUCGUAGACUAUGGUGUCUUUUCUACUAAUAUUACAUUAUAUGACUCUCUUUAUUCUGUGUUAUGUUGAAAUCAAUAUUGUGAAGUUUGGCUAUAA
Messenger RNA from Gossypium arboreum, 3875 nucleotides. RefSeq names its product probable inactive leucine-rich repeat receptor-like protein kinase At3g03770. The transcript is spliced from 9 exons. NCBI's taxonomy places the organism in Eukaryota, Viridiplantae, Streptophyta, Magnoliopsida, Malvales, Malvaceae. The record is from RefSeq and is a predicted model, not a curated record. Gene Ontology annotation, molecular function: protein kinase activity; ATP binding; protein binding. Gene Ontology annotation, biological process: protein phosphorylation. The coding region runs from base 994 to 3366 and encodes 790 amino acids.